UCAUCAUAUCUACAAAAGUCAUGUAAAGUCAUUAGUCCAAAUGCGCAGGAGCUCUGAGAAUAUGAGAGAUGGUGAUAAAACAAUGAGUGUGUUUUAUACUGUUCUAAGUGUCUCAUUUACUAAGUACUGAAAAUAUUCAGCACAGUAAAACUAUGUAACUUUACACAUUGAUUUUACCCCACAGCAGAUAACUUUAAAACAAAUUGCAGUAUACAUCCCUGUUCAUUUUAUGUAUCUGCUGCAUUUAGUCUAAUACACAAUUUGGAGUGGAAACUGGGUCGAGGCAGACUAUAAUUUCUUACAAGUUGAUUUCAGGAUUUGUAAACCAACAGGAGCCUUAAUCUGUGACAACCUCUUCAUGUUCAUCAGGUGUGUUCGGUGCAGAAACAAAUGAAAUACAGUCAUUGUCAGUGAUGGAGGGAGAUUCUGUCACUUUAAAAACUAAUGUUGCAGAAUUACAUGGAGAUGACGACAUAACAUGGAAAUUUGGAGCUGAAAAGUCUCUCAUAGUUAAAAUCAGCACUGAGAAACGAAUCUGCACAUUUAAUGAUACUGAUGGGAGAUUCGGAGACAGACUGAAGCUGGACAAUCAAACUGGAUCUCUGACCAUCACAAACAUCAGAACUCAACAUGCUGGACUCUAUGAACAGCAGAAAAGGGGAGCAAAACUGUCAUCAAAGACAUUCAGUGUUUCUGUUUAUCCUCAUCUGCCUGUUGCUAACGUUACCAGAAACUGUUCUUCAUCAUCACAGCAGAAUUGUUCAUUGGUGUGUUCAGUGGUGAAUGUGGGUCAUGUGACUCUCUCCUGGUACAAAGGAAACAGUUUAUUGUCCAGCAUCAGUGUGUCUGAUCUCAGCAUCAGUCUCUCUCUACCUCUGGAGGUGGAAUAUCAGGAUAACAACACCUACAGCUGUGUGCUCAACAAUCCCAUCAGCAACCAGACCAGACACCUGGACAUCAGUCAACUCUGUCACACAUGUGCAGGUACAGCAGCAUGUUUAUUAACUCACCUGAUAUUUUCUUGUAGGUCAGACUGACACAUUCACUUCUCUAUGAUUAAAGCAUUGGAUGGACACAUUACUUCACAAACAGUCUUUCUGAUAGUGCUGGUUUCUGCUCCUGCUGGAUCUCUGUUGAUUGUAGCUGCAGCCGGGAUCUUCUGCAUCUGCAGGAAACACAAAAAACCUGAUAAAGAAGUUCAGACUCGUACAGAAGAGAUCACUUACUCUGCUGUGGCGUUCCACAAAAGAAACACAC
This is a messenger RNA of Onychostoma macrolepis, 1257 nucleotides long. RefSeq names its product SLAM family member 9-like. Bases 414 to 1037 code for a protein of 207 amino acids. The record is from RefSeq and is a predicted model, not a curated record. The transcript has 3 exons. NCBI's taxonomy places the organism in Eukaryota, Metazoa, Chordata, Actinopteri, Cypriniformes, Cyprinidae.